Molecule: messenger RNA, 1644 nt
Organism: Cladophialophora carrionii CBS 160.54
Lineage: Eukaryota; Fungi; Ascomycota; Eurotiomycetes; Chaetothyriales; Herpotrichiellaceae
Exons: 4
Coding region: 1-1644 (547 amino acids)
Biological process (GO): regulation of DNA-templated transcription
Molecular function (GO): DNA-binding transcription factor activity, RNA polymerase II-specific; zinc ion binding
Source: RefSeq, a predicted model, not a curated record
AUGGGUAACAUUGGCAGGUCCAGUAGAGGUUGCACCCGCUGUCGCAAACGGAAGAUCAAAUGCGACGAAGGCAGACCAGGUUGCCAAAAAUGUGCCCAGCUACGCCAACCUUGCCCUGGAUAUCCUUUCCAGCUACAACUCCAGUUUCGAGAACCCCAAGCCGGUCCAUCUUCAGGCCCGGAAUUAAAAGAGCAAUCAACUGGUCCCCACUACCCUCAACCUCGACCCAUCAUCAUCGCAGCCCGAAAGGCGGGCUCAGAAUACCCGGCCAAAGUCAAGGCCGAGGACGACGCAAGCGAAACUGCGUUGCAGAACAUUGCGCCUACCCAACGGUCAAUAUCGCCCCCAUUACGCUAUGACAUUCCACAUCAGUCGAUGUGCUUCUUCCUCAACCUGUUCUGCUUCCAAGCAGGCCGCCUCUACUCCUUCCCCGUCCUUGAUUUCUUACCGGAUAUGCUUCGGACCGCGGAAGACGGUUCUUGCGUCAAGAAAGCCGCCAUGGCAGUGUCUCGCAUGACGUUAGCUGAUAGAUAUAGUGGCAAAGACGUGAGGCUGCAAACCGGCCGAGAAUAUGGUCAAGCCCUGCGCCUAACCAACGCCACGAUUCGUGACACAAAGGCAAGCAUACAAGACGAGACAGUACUUGCGGUUUGGCUUCUUGGACUUUACGAGAUGAUUAGUGUUGUGCUCACUCACGGACGCACAAACGCCGAUUCCCCAACACUCGAGGAAGAAUGGCAGGCACACCUAUUGCAUGUAAGAGGUGCCAUGAACCUGUUGCGCCUUCGAGGGAUGUCCCAGUUCACCACGGCCCGUGGAGAGAAAAUCUUCCGCAUCCUAAAAGCGGCCAUUCAAAUGCGACUUUUCAUAUUGACUUCGGUCUUCUCCAAAGACUUCGACAACCUUGAGAUUGACAUGUACCAGGACGAACACGAGUUCGUCCCUUCUCCAACAGCAAACAGAGCAUCUGCGUACUUUCACCGAGUUGCCCGGUUACUGGAAAAAGUCAAACAGUUCCUGGCUCAAAUUCCUUUGCAACCAGAGAAGACCAGGGCCAUGGCGGAAUUGUUCUUGGAGAGCGGUGAGACUGUAGACGAAGACAUGGCAGGCUGGAGCAAGGAUGAACCUGGCUGGGAUAUGAUGAGGGUUCGAGCUCCGACAGCCGGCACGAUGUGGGCUCUCUAUCCGUCACACGCCCUCUAUUAUUUCUACAGCUUCUGGGUUUUCUUGUACUGGCUACGAUUCCUCGCUGCUCGGUACAAACUGUACGAGGGCCUUAUCGAGCUGUUGAAGCUUGAUGUUGCGCAGUCUUCUGCAGAACCUCGGACAGUGCCCACCAGCGUUGACAUUCGGAUGUCAAAAUACCGCACCAUCAUUCAGAUGACCGCAUCCGAGCUGAUUGGUCUAACGGCAUAUGCUCUGGGAGACGUGACACCUACUGGCGCCUUCAAUUCAUCUAUAUCUGGCCAGCAUCCUAGGCAGGGUUUCCAGGAAAUAAACGUUGUUGCUGCGAUGCAGCUUGUCCUACCACUGAAGAUGUUGCAGCGAUCUGAAUACCUCACGGCCACCCAGAAAGGCGCGGUCGAUCUGGCAAUUUCGCAUAUCGGCGACGGGUUCCGACGGCAACCAUUGAUGUUCCUUUGA